AUGGAGUCUCGCGAUGAGCGAACUCUUUCGCUGCUCCAUUUGAGGAAGACGUUCUCCGAAUAUCUGAAAAUUCCAGUUUCUGGCAGUAGGAGUAAUGAUCCUUCUAGAUUGUUACCUCUUUUUCAUAAGGUGAUGUCAAUGUACACACCUCAACAACUCGCUGCCGAAUUCAAAGAAGUCGUUCAUUUUGCCACAUUUUUGUGCAGUGUCCUAGUGAAAGAAGUCAGACAAAGAGCAGCAAGUACUGGAACAAUCGAAGCAGCUCAGAGUAUAGCAGAGUUCCUUCGUCCUGGAACGGAAUUGAAGGGAUUCUCGAUUCUAGAUGCUAUUCGAUUCUUAUUGUCAUCAGAAGAUGAGAUAAUGAUUGAUGCGGCAUGUAAAGUAUCACUUCCAUCAACACUUGUCAAAACAAUAUAUCUUUUUUUCGACCUUCCAGCAGCGGCUACUUUGACUCCAGAGAAUACUGAAAAUAGUUCAGAAGCAGAAGAAGAAAUGAGAAGAAAUAAUGAAAAAUUACAUGAGAUGAUUUCACAAAUUAUGGAAGGAUUAUGCAGAUUCAAAUGUGUGAGUGAAGAAUUAGUUCGAAAAGAUGAUUUACUGUUACUAUUCGUUGGAACAACAUCUCAAGUAGCUGAAACUAAUAAUUGUUGGAGAAAACUCUGUGCAAGACUUCUAGAAGUGAUAGCUGAUAAGUCCAUCACAAAUGCAGUUAUCAAGUAUGUAAUCGUCAAAAAAUGUGUCCGGAUAUUUGUGAAAAAUCUGUCAUCAGCUCCAACAAAUUCUCAUUCUGAUGCUCAAAAAACUGCAGAGUCAAUUAUUUGUUUAUCGUGUUUUCUGAAGAAUUCUGCUUAUUUGACCGACCAACUGCUUGAUGAGUUCUAUGAGGCUGAUGGAUAUACAGUAAUCAAGGAUUUUCUAUUACGAAAUGAAGCAGAUAAUGAAAUAGUUAGAAACAUUCUACUUAUGGCGAUUUCAUUAGUGAAUAGUGGAAAAUUUGAAAUAACUCCACAGUACUCAUCUGGUCUCGUACAACUUCCCUCAUUUCAACUUCCGAUUCCAGCUGGAAACGGACUGAGUGUUCGGAAUCUAAACGCAUUUGCACUUCUUUAUCAUGUUUUUCUAGAGAGUACUUCUGAGUCAACAUCAUGUACAGUAAUUGACAUUCUUCAUUCAAUAUACACAUGCGAUCCAGCCAAUUAUUUCAUUUUGGAUCGAGAAUAUCCUCUAUCGAUAUUCAUUGAUCAACUAGAGAGAAAGCCACAUGCAGUGAGAGUGAAACUACUCGAACUCAUCGAAUUCGCAGUCUUCCAAUUGAGUCAUAUUCCAUGCCGAGAGUUAAUUAGUCUUUGUGUUCUCCUGAAAACAGAGAUCUCGGCUGGAAAAACCGCAAUGUGUACGAUAAUUGUUCAGAUGUGUUUCAAGUUGAUUACGGUAGAUGCCAUUAUAAAAGAUGCAUUCCGUGAAGUUGGACUGCUUGAUGCACUCUGUUACAUAAUUCGACGAAUGUAUGAAAUGUACGAGAAGAAUAUUCAAUCUGCAUCAUUCACUGCCACGUCAACAUGCUCACGAACUCAAGAUCAAUUGAAACUGUCACUUUUAACAACUGAUUUGUUGACGAUAAUCAUCAAAAACAAUACGGAGAACGGGAAACUGUUUACAGAAUGUUUUGGUGCAAAACUUCUUGUAGAGAUUGUUUGUGAAGUGAACGAAGAUUGGCGAAGUUCUCUUCUUCAACUCGUCAAACAACUUUUGAUUGUGGCUCCAACCGAUCAAUACAUUGUACAUUUAGUUAACACUCUCCAAGAUCGGAUACCAAUUGAAAACUUGGAAGUUAUGUUCAGUCUUCUCAAGGCAUUACUUGGAGUCGUUCGAGAAUCACAUAAAGUUAGAAUACAAUUCCGAAAAUCGGGUGGAUUCUUAGCUCUUUCUGCUCUUUUGCUCGGUCUAGAAAAACGUUUUUCUGAUGUUCAACCGACAGAUGAUGGGAGAAUACCAAGAGAACAAUGUCAAAUGCUUGAAUUCGUUCACAUUAUUUUCAAAGUUUUCACUUUGAGUAUGAGAUUCGAACCUUCAAAUGCCAAGUAUUUCGCGACAGAGAUCACAUGGGACAGUAUUACAUCUCUUCUCCGUUUGACUUCCAUUUUCAACGAAUCCACGAUUAUUUCAAUUGAAGAAUCUGAGUGGAAGGCGUUGACUCAUACAGAAAUUGCUUCUGAAAUCUCUGCUUGUCACGAAGUAUUCCGAUUAGAUGACAACAUUGAAGCUGGAAAUGUACCGAAGGGAAUGCCAUUUAAUAUCUACUUUGGAUGUUAUGUCUGCCGAUUAAUUUUCAAUAUGGCACUGGAUAAUUAUGAGAAAAUGACGACGGAUAUCAAAUGGAAUGAGGACGGAGCAUCACUCGAGGAGUCAAUUGUAUCAUGGACAUCUUCACUUCUUGUCCAUCCAGGAGCAAUUAUUUCAAUGUUAUGUCUUCUCCCAUCGAUUUCGUCUUCUUCUUCAACAUUAUCAUCCACGCAAUCUGGAGGAAUGAAGUGGACAGUUGCUGCACAAUACUACGUGUCACUUCUUCUGAAAGCAAUUUUAAAAUCAGAGAGAAAUCAGCAGAUAAUGUGUCAGGUUGAUAUGCCAAAACAUCUUCUUCGUAUUGCUGGAAAACUAUUUCUCACCGAGAAUCAUGUUCUCCUCCAAUCGUUUUAUUAUCUUCUCGAGAGACUCAGUUAUCAAUCACUUACUCCAAAUCAGUUGAGAAGUUUCCUCCGUUUGGACAGCCCGUUGUGUUGUAGAAGUUUAGAUGACGACGACGACGAUGAAAAUGGAAAUGAAGUGGCGAAUAACGAAGGGGGGCCUGUUCCACUUCAGAGAGUGAAAGCACUUGUCUCAAUGAUGACUCCGAGAGAUCAAUACGUUGGAACUGCUCCAAGUUUUGUGGAAUUUGAUAUGUCUGUUGAAGGAUUUGCUGCUCUUUAUCUUCCAUCGUUGGCUCCAAUGUUCUCAACAACUAAAACAGAACGAAUAUUUCCUCCACUGAACGGUUUCUCAUUUUGUACUUGGAUAUACUUGGAUUCUCUCUCCGAUAAGAAAGCAGACGCCCAUCCGAUUCGCCUUCUCACAAUAACCAGAGCUGUUGGCCCAGCCAAUUCAGACAUUUCGGCUAAAAAGUCUUCACAACCUGCUCAUUUGGCGUGUUUCCAAUGUCAACUGUCAGCUUUUGAUCGAAGUUUACUGAUUUCCACAGAAGAAAGUGAUCAGCCGGGAGCUGAUUUGGAAAAGAUCGCUAACUUUCAGACUGAUAAGUUGAUUCGAAUCACGUUGGCUGAUCAAGUUCGAUGUGGUGAAUGGUUUCAUUUGGCAGUUGUAUUCAAUCGAUCUGUUCUCAAGUCUUCACAGGUAUCGGUAUAUCUCAACGGACGACAUAUUUCAACUCAAAAGUUGAUGUAUGUUGCCCAGAACGCUGGUGCAGCAGCUACGCAACUCGCACAAACUUAUUCAGUGAAUGCUGCUGUUGGAACAUUGCCAGCACUGAGAAGACCUAGUCGAUUACGAUUCCGUCUUGCUUCAAUUUUCCUAGCCGAAGAGCCCAUGACUGCUGAAACGGUACGAUCUGUAGUUCAACUUCAACCUCAUUACAUUGGAAACUUUCAAACUGCAAGUGCUGAGAGAACACCGCUAUUUCACGAGGAGAAGAUUGUGUUCUCACUCUCAGCGGCAGCAACACAAGAACUAACACUUGCAAAGAUUCGAACAAUGUACGGUAAAAUGGAUGCAGAGAUUUUAUCUCAACAUCUUGGAAUCUCUCCAAAUGAUCACAGUACACCUCUCCGUGUUCUAUGUAAUACAAUUUCUCAUGCUCCUGGAGCUGGCCGAACAUUUGGUGGAGUAGUAGUGGGAUAUCUGGGAAUGAGAACAUUCACUCCACGACCUGUCCCAUCACUUCUAGAUUCAAUUGGAGGAUUUGCAAGUGUUUAUGGACUCAUCGCUAUGGCUGUCGAUUCAGAAGGUGUCUAUGCUUCUCUGAAGUCUCUCGUCUCUGCUAUUCGAUCACAACCUCGAUUGCUUGCCACGUGGAAUAACAACAGAGCAUAUCAAAUUCUUGCGGUUUUACUGGAAGACAAGGCAAAUAUGUUGAACUCUCAUAUCAUGCAUAUGGUAUUCAAUGUCACUGGGACUGCUGACACAUCAAGAGAACAUUCCCCAACAAUUUCCAAUCCAUCUGCCUUUGAAGAUUUGUUGUGUGAUUUGAAAGUAUGGAAAGGAGCGCCAAGUGAAUUGCAUAAAAUGUUAUUGGAACAUUUCUAUGAGCUUAUAACAGACCAUCAGCUCAAUAAUCUUCAAGUUGUUCGACGAUCAUCUCUCCUUUCUCGUCUUCUUCUUCUGAUUCAUGAUGAGUCUUCGAUGAUUCGAAAUACGGAUGAAAUCAUUUUCAAUCUGAUAUCUGCAAUCAUUCAACCACAAUGUGACAGUCGAAGUAUUCUGAAAAUUGGUCAAUGUAUUGCAGCAACACUUCCAACCAGUGAAGCAGAAUGCUAUGAAGAUUCUCAUCUGCCAUUCCACAUCUCUGAAAUUCAGAAAAUGUUCCUUGAGUCAACAGAAGAAAACUGCUCGGAAGCUCUCCAUCAUGUCUAUAUUAGAAACCGUCUUCUGAAUAUCAUAGCCAAUUUUCUAUCGAACUCAAAUGCACAAAUUCAACAACAAAUGUGUGAGCAACUUGUUCGAACUCUUGGUUUCGAUUGGCUAUUCGCUCUCAUGUCACCCGGAGUUCACUCGGGAACCAUCUAUUUGGCUCUCCGGAUUCUUCUUCUCAUUCUGAAUCAACCAUCUCUACUUGCUCGUUUCAAAGAGGGAUCUGCCAAUGGUGGAUGGCUGUCUGAAGCUGAUUCAGUUGUCAGAAAUCGAGCUGCAGUUGUCUUGGGAUUCUCGGUGUCUGCUCACGGCGGAGCUGUUGGUUCGAAGAUCGACAUCAAUCCGGAAUUAUCGAAUUGUGGAGGAUUUGCUGCGUUGGAACAUUUGAUGGCUGCUCAUGCCGAUAAACCAUAUCCAUAUUAUGCCAUGCUUUCGGUUCUUGUCGGACAACCUGUACCAGCUUUGAGAUUCUGUGAUCAAUUCAAUAUGGAACUUGUAUGGACUCACGUAUUUGGUCUAAGCUCAACAUCUUCCGUAUUUGAAGCAAUUAACUCUGCCAAUUUCUGUUUUGAUGCUCUGAUUCCAUUGCUCGCAAUGAUCCGUAGUUCUAUAUACAAUCAAUCGACAAUCCAUCAGCAAUGGACUAUCACAAAUCCAUCGACAGUCAUCCAAAUGAUCACUUUCAUGUAUCAAAAUUCUCCGGCAUUCUUCAAUGUUGCACAUACAGAUGAAUUCAUUCUUGCCUUGUUUUCCACUCUAAUUGAAGACACAAAUGCGAUGGGAGUGAAAUCAGAAGUUGCGAAUCGAAGAAGUCAAGAUGGAACACCAGAUGCAGAAUAUUUCCAAGCUUUCCUUGCUCAGCCGAAUGUUCGAAUUGUAAUGGAUCUUCUGAAAAAGAUUUGUAGUGACAAUUUGCAAGUGAACACGUCGAAAAACGAUACGAUUAUUGAUGUGAUUCUAGAUAAUAUAUCUGAAAGUGGAAUCACUCGAAAGACCCAAGUGGCUUGUCUGACAGCUCUUCUUCAUUCUGUAUUGGAACAUACAGUCAGCACAGAUCUACUUGCUUCAUCCGCUCUUCCUCCUAACACUCAAUCCCAAAAUCUCGUUCAAAUUGUAUCGAAUAUCUCUGUGAUGUCUUCUCGAGCUGUCGAUGCAUUCUGGAAUGGAUUAGUGUUUGGAAAUGAGUCAAUGCGAAUGCUCUCAACACUCUAUCAUCUUCAAGUGAUUGCAAGCAAGAAAGUGAACAAAGCUGUCAAUCCAGAACCAAUAACUGGGUGUAUCAUGAGAAUGACAUUGUUCAUUUUGAGUCGCCCAAUCGAUUCGGUUCCUGUCCAGUUGUCAGUUUUGGAUGCUCUCAGCACAUUAGUCUCGAAGAGAUACCUGUUCUUGGCAUCCAAUGAAGCAUGGUUCUUCGCAUCAUUGACUCAUCUCAUCUUCAUGCUUUCCGUCACACCAGAUGUUCUCUUUCAAGACAAUUCAUCAGACCUGGACCGUACGAGUGCUCAAGUUGCAAUGUGUGCAUGCCGUGUCUGGUCUGAUGUGAUCUGCGCGAAGCAAGGAUUGAUUGAAGAGACAUUCAAGAAACAGUCAGUGGCUGAUAUCAAUGCUGCUCGUGCUCUUCUCUCACAUUCAGCUGGAGUUUAUUGGCAACAAUUUGUGGAUUCCCAAUUGAGAUCUAUUCAAACGGGAGGAGUUGCAUCACAUAAUUCAGCGGUUACUGCGAAAGAUAUAAUCCAACAACAAAUUAGUUCGAAAUUGAAUCGGGUUGCAUCUGGAAUAACUCGAUUUGCUGCGAAGAGAUCAAUGAGUACAACUACAGCUCUGCCAUCGUCUGGGCCAGGAUCAGUGGCUGCUUGGAAGAAUACAUCUUCAGAUAAACAAGUGAUUUUCAUGUGGCUACGAGUGCAUGUCAGCUUGAUAAAAGAACUCGUGAGAGCACAGAGUACUAGAUAUACUGAAUGGCAUGCACACGUUCGUAAAUGGUGUCUCCAUGACUGGCAUCAAUGGGAAGCUGAACUGACGAGAGAACGAGGAAUUUGGGGACCAGAACGAGCUUCGAAACUAGAGAAGUUCAAACUAGAUCUGACGGAAGGACCAACGACUAGAAUGCGAAGGAAACUGAUUCCAAAUCGAAGUUUCUAUCAUGUUUACCCAUUCCGUCCUCAUCUGGAAGCCCCAUCAGCCAAAGCUCAGAGAGCAAAAGUUGCGAUUUCUCUUGAUUCGAAAUUGUAUUAUGAGGCAUGUCUGAUACAUCGAAGACGUACACUUGACACUCGAAUAAUUGAUUCAUCAUCUGUUUCCGUCACGUCCCCGGACGAUGGCUCCGGAUCCUCCUCGAAUUUGUUGGGCUAUUCAUUCACUGAUUUGUCACAAAUCAAUUCCUCUCUCAUCAGAAGACUAUCUACUACUGCUCCAACAGUAAGUGCUCAAAGUGUAUCUGGAACAAGUCUGGAAUUGAAUGAAGAGGAGUGUGAAACAUCGGAAAGAAAAGAUGAUGAUGACUCCACAUCAUCGAUUUCUGAAAAGAUUCCUUCGGAAGCGAAUGGUGUUUCAGUACAAUCAACAAGUCAAUCUGCCCCAUCUGCAUCUAAUAACAACAGUUCUGGAACAUCUGCGAAAAAAGAAGAAAGAAAAGAAGAGAAGAAGGCGGGACCAGAUAAUCAAACACUUUUGAGACUACUCGAACAAGGAGAACAACUUCAUUCAAUGUUUAGAUGUGCACGAAUUCAAGGAUUGGAAACAGCCGAAGGAUUACUUCUUUUUGGAAGAGAUCAUUUUUAUGUUGUUGAUGGAUUCACACUUCUCAAGACGAAAGAAAUUCGAGAUUUAGAUUUUUUGAGUCAAGAAAUGCACGAUCCAAUAGUUCCGUAUCCAGCAACCGGGGCUACUCAACCACCAAAGUCCUCGAGACUUUGUUCCAAAUUCAGUUAUAAUAUGAUACGAGAAGUUCACAAGAGAAGAUAUCUCCUUCAACCAAUUGCAUUGGAAGUAUUCAGUUCGGACGGAAGAAAUUAUCUAUUGGCAUUUCCAAAGAAGAUUCGGGAUAGGGUUUUCGAUAAAUUGACAUCUAUGGCUAUCAAUCUGUCUUCUGGUGGAUCCGACUCGUUAGGAGGACAAAAAUCAAAUGUAGCAAUCGAAACGACUGGACGGGGAGCAUCUCUUCUAUCAUCUCUGAUUGGUCAACAAUCUGUUACUCAACGAUGGUUGAAUGGAAAUAUCUCUAACUUCCAAUACUUGAUGCACCUGAAUACAUUAGCUGGAAGAUGCUAUAAUGACUUGUCACAGUAUCCAAUCUUCCCAUGGGUUCUCGCAGAUUACACAAGUGCUCAACUAGAUUUCACGAAUAUUUCAACAUUCCGUGAUUUUUCGAAACCAAUGGGAGCUCAAUCGCCAGAUCGGUUGGAACAAUUUUUGAAAAGAUUCAGAGAAUGGGAUGAUCCAUCUGGAGAAACUCCACCAUAUAUGUACGGAACUCAUUACUCAUCUGCUAUGAUUGUUGUCUCCUAUUUGGUCCGUUUGGAACCUUUCACUCAACAAUUUCUUUCCUUGCAAGGAGGUCAUUUUGACUUGGCUGAUAGGAUGUUUCAUAGUGUUGGAGAUGCAUGGACAUCAGCAUCUCGCAACAAUAUGGCUGAUGUAAAAGAGCUGAUUCCUGAGUUUUUCACUCUUCCCGAGAUGUUCACCAACACGAAUCACUUUGAUUUGGGAGUGAAACAGAAUGGAAUUGCUGUGAAUGACGUCCUUCUUCCCGCGUGGUGUCACGGGGAUCCACGUGAAUUUGUACGUCUUCAUCGUCAGGCACUGGAAAGUGAUUAUGUGUCAUCUCAUCUUCAUGAAUGGAUUGAUCUGAUUUUCGGAUAUAAACAGAAUGGAGAAGAGGCAGUGAAGAAUAACAAUCUGUUCCAUCAUCUAUUCUAUGAAGGAUCAGUAGAUUUCGAACGCAUUGAUGAUCCAUUGACAAGGAAUGCCACAAUUGGAUUUGUAAAUAAUUUCGGUCAAAUUCCAACUCAACUUUUCAAGAAACCACAUCCGCAGAAGAAGGUCAAUAUAUUGGAAGGAUUCAGUAACACCCCAGGAGUCACAACAUCUCGAUUAUUCUAUCAUGCUAUUCAUAAUAUGACACCUCCACAAACGCCAUUCAAAGAAUUGAGGUCAGCAGUUGGAUCGAUUCAUCAAAAUGAUAAAAUUGGAGUUGUCGCAUUGGAGCAGAAUAAGGUUUUCCUCGGAACAAAUCGUUACAUAACUUGGGGUUUGCCGGAUCGAAGUGUUCGCAUGGGACAGAUUGACACUGAUAAAUCAGUUUGUGUUCAUGAAAUGUGUGAGGUUGAUGAAAUGACAUGCGCGGCAGCUGGAGAUGAGACUACUCUCUUCUGUGGAAACACAUCGGGAUGCAUUACAGUGUGGAAAGUGAACAACAAGCCACUGUCAAUGAAGAAAUUAUCAGUACUGAAUGGACAUUCUGAUGCAAUCACUUGCUUGGUCUCAAGUCAAUCUCAUGCAGUUCUUGUAUCUGCUUCUCGAGAUUUGACAGUUCUCGUUUGGCACUUAUCGGAAAUGUUCCUGAUCCGUCAGUUACCGAAGCAUCCACAUGCUGUUCUAGCAGUUGCAGUCAACGAAGCAACUGGGGAUAUUGCGACUGCAUGCUCAACUCUUCUUCAUGUUUGGACACUGAAUGGAGAAUUAUUGGCAGUUUUGAAUACUUGUGACGUGGCACCAGCUAUCGAUCCUCAACAGAUGAUUAUCUCGUUGUCAUUUUCCACGAUGAAUGAAUGGGACAAUGAUAACGUAAUCAUGUGUGGAACUUCUGAUGGAAUCGUCAAGAUUUAUUCAUGUGUUGUAUUCGAAAACGAUGGAAGUGUCAGUGAAAGACCAGCUUUGGAAAACGCCAAUCCAGUUUUCAAUAUGAAUUCGGAAACAUCGGAUCGAUCCACAGGAAGCGCACUGAUAGCUGCUCGACUAGAGAAACAGCGGAAAAAACUGAAGAACAGCUCAACUAAUGCAACGUCUUCAAGUGUUUCUGGUUCUGGAUCCGUUUCCGUGACAUCUUCAGGUCCAGCGAGCCCAUCUUCUGGAUCCAAAGCAACAAAAAGUGAGGAAGGUGGAUCCCAAUUCGUUCGAGUUCUUGUGCAGAGAACUGCUCUUACAAUGCAUACUGCAUUCAAUCGACCGGAUAAUGUACAUCCGGCUCCGAUAACUGCAAUUGCACCGAGUAGAGAUCAUCGAUCAUUGUAUGUUGGAGAUGGUAUUGGACGUGUUUGGUGUUGGCAAGGGGGUGAAGGAGGAGGAAGAGCCGAUCAUUGGGUUCAAGAUGUUAUGAGACAACGGUGUGAUGAUUGUGAACACAAAUUCACACUUGCUGAUCGAAAACAUCAUUGUAGAAAUUGUGGACAAAUAUUUUGUUCAACAUGUUCCCGGUUUGAGUCUCAUAUCACUCGAAUGAAUAUAUCUCGACCGGUUCGAGUAUGCCGCAAAUGCUUCCUGCGGUUACAACAAUCUUCAUAA
Messenger RNA from Caenorhabditis remanei, 10122 nucleotides. RefSeq lists its product as uncharacterized. The transcript has 35 exons. Lineage: Eukaryota; Metazoa; Nematoda; Chromadorea; Rhabditida; Rhabditidae. Gene Ontology annotation, molecular function: metal ion binding; protein binding. Bases 1 to 10122 code for a protein of 3373 amino acids. The record is from RefSeq and is a predicted model, not a curated record.